Molecule: messenger RNA, 279 nt
Organism: Capronia epimyces CBS 606.96
Lineage: Eukaryota; Fungi; Ascomycota; Eurotiomycetes; Chaetothyriales; Herpotrichiellaceae
Exons: 2
Coding region: 1-279 (92 amino acids)
Source: RefSeq, a predicted model, not a curated record
AUGGCCGGAGUGCGUGAUCCAGCAUUCUGGCGCCGCUUUUCAAUGGCGGUCCACCUGGAUGAAGAGAAGGGAACAAUGUCAGACUCUAGAUCUUCUGCGCCGUCAGCAAAGGCUCUGACACACACGGACAGUUGGUUGGAGCGAACGCGGAAGAAACAACGUCGGACUCGGAUCCUAGGCUGGGUCAUUGCACUUGGAUUCGUCAUUCUGAUUGCUGUCGUGGUCAUGCUACUGCUGUGGUUGGCGAAAGUCGGUCCCUUCAAACAAAAACCCUCAUGA